CCGAGUUGGAUUUAAAGGAGUUCCGCAGAAUAUCCAUUUCCUCACAUCUCACGACAAAUUACGGGAGCGUCUUUUGUUUUUGUUUUUUUAAACAUCCCUCCCCCUUACCCUCCAAUUUCUGGGCGCCUUUAGCGAAAGUGGAGUUAGAGGAGCUCUUUAAAAACAAACAAACCAUUAUUAUCCUUCUUUAGCUGGCUGCAAAGCCGCCCAUGCCCGUGCCUGCUGUUUUACCUUUUUCAUGCCUUUUUAUACCAUGAGAGGUUUUUGCCUGAUCUGAAAGCGCAGCCUAAAGCGAUAAUGUUGAGGCAACAGCCUUUAUACGAGCUGGUUGGCUACAGGCAGCCACCCUCCGCUUUACUGCCCAAACAAGCUCCUGACAGGCCAGAAUUUGCUCCAGAGCAGCUACAGGGACCGGGGAGUGUUAAGGCAACAGGCAGCAACGCCAACGCCGCUACCAGAAGCGACCCGAAGACAGAGCAACAGCAGCUGCGGAGAAAGAUCAACAGCCGGGAGCGUAAGCGGAUGCAAGACCUCAACCUGGCCAUGGACGCGCUGAGGGAGGUGAUCCUGCCCUAUUCGGCCGCGCACUGCCAGAGCUCGCCAGGGCGGAAGCUCUCCAAGAUCGCCACGCUGCUCUUGGCCAGGAAUUACAUCCUCUUGCUGGGGAGCUCGCUGCAAGAGCUCCGGCGGAUCAUCGGGGAGAUGAGCGGCUCGGGUCCCAGGCUGCUCCUGGCUGGCUUGCCCCUCUUCGCCGCGGCCCCAGGCCCGGUGCUCUUAACGCCGGGCAACGUGAACCAUCACCAUCACCACCCGCACCCGGGCGGCAAAUACCUCUCGGUGGCCCUGGAGGAUCAGCCGUGCGGCCAAGUGCAUCUGUCCAGCGGGGCCAGCCUGUGCGGCUGCGCCAUUUGCAAAUUCCCCCACUUCGUCCCGUCGUCUGGCCUCAGUUUGGCUGCCGUGCAGGCGCAGUUCUCCAAGUAACUGCCCCCUCCGGACCUGCAGAGGAGGAAGCUGCGGCCGGCAGCGAGGGGACCAGGAGGGAGGGGCGAGGAGGACACGUGCACAGGACUGACAAUUGAAGUAUGAGGUGGGGGGGCAGGUUUAUUACAGGUCGAAGCUGGAGGGCAACACUGCGGGCAGCUUUAGCUGAAUGAAUCUUCGAGCCUUCAAAAGACAACUUUGCAUGCUUCUUGUUAGUGUGUCCCUUGCCAAUCACAGGCGAAAUCGCUGCAGGAAAAAAAGUCGCGUGUGUGUGUAAGAGCGGGAAGAGGGGAAACUUUGCCAGGGAGAAAACAUUUUAAAAUAAACUUGCUCAGUUGUUCAGAAAA
This is a messenger RNA of Rhineura floridana, 1328 nucleotides long. RefSeq names its product oligodendrocyte transcription factor 1 (gene OLIG1). The transcript has a single exon. Lineage: Eukaryota; Metazoa; Chordata; Lepidosauria; Squamata; Rhineuridae. The record is from RefSeq and is a predicted model, not a curated record. Bases 298 to 981 code for a protein of 227 amino acids. Gene Ontology annotation, molecular function: protein dimerization activity.